This is a messenger RNA of Hordeum vulgare subsp. vulgare (domesticated barley), 1077 nucleotides long. Its product is annotated as gamma-gliadin B-like. Gene Ontology annotation, molecular function: nutrient reservoir activity. The record is from RefSeq and is a predicted model, not a curated record. The transcript is spliced from 2 exons. The coding region runs from base 1 to 879 and encodes 292 amino acids. NCBI's taxonomy places the organism in Eukaryota, Viridiplantae, Streptophyta, Magnoliopsida, Poales, Poaceae.
AUGAAGAUCUUCCUCGUGCUUUCCUUUCUUGCCGUCGUGGCUACCAUCGCCAUAGCAUUCACCAUCAAGCUCCUUCAUCAUCUACCAUUCUCGUUAGAGAACAAACAUCAAAGGCAAUCAAACAAUAUCCAACACGAAACAACUAUGAAGAUCUUCCUCGCGCUUGCCUUUCUUGCCGCCGUGGCUACCAUCGCCAUAGUAACCACCGAUGUGAAACUUCCCAAGUUGCACCCACAAAAAUCAUUUUCACGGCAACCAGAACAACCCUUUCCACAACCACAACAACAACUAUUUCGAGAGGAGCAAUCAACUCUGAAACAACAACCAUUUCCAGCACAACAAUUACCAUUUGAGCAACAACAAUUUUCACAAAAACCACCAUAUCCACAACUGCAGCAACCAGCAUAUCCACAACCAGAACAACAUCCAAAUCCCCAUCAGCAACAACCAUUUCCACAACAGCAUGAACAACUAGUUCAGGAACAACAACCAUUUGUACAACAACAAUUGAUCCCAUGUAGGGAUGUCCUACAACGGUGUAUUCCAGUGGCACCUGUGUCAUUUCUACAUACACAGAUGGUGAAACAAAGAAGAUGCCAGGUGCUAAGGCAACAGUGCUGUCAGCAACUGUCACAUAUCCCCAAUCAAUCACAAUGCCAUGCCAUCCACAGUGUUGUGCACACCAUUAUUUUGCAACAACAUCAACAACAAUUGGGAGAAGGUACUUUGGCCCAACCUCAACGUUCCAUGCAACCUCAACAACAUCAGUUGGAUCAGGGUUGGGUCGACACAAUAAGGACAUGGGUGCUUCAGACCCUACCGACAAUGUGCGACCUCCACGUCGCACCAUACUGCUCCACCAUCACAUCACCACAGUAACAUUACUCUACUAGCAUGAGUGGAGAAUGAGAAGACAAGAAAUCUAUUACUCGAUAGAUGGACCACCAUUGUUUAGUCGAUGGUCCGAUCCAUGUAACGGCGGGAAAUGAAUAAAGAUGAGCUAUAUAUUCAUUUCUACAUAUAUAGAAUAUCCAUUAGAGUUUUGGUCAUGCAGAUGUUGAGUGGUUCAUCCGAAAA